CAUUAAACUUGUCUAUCUAUGGUAUUUCCUGUUGUUAUCACGUCUGCCUAUAUAAAUCCCCUCCAAAGCCUUAGCAAUUACCAUUCUCAUCUGGUUAUUCUUGCCCCUUUGUAGUCUCUUCUUUAACUAUUUAUAUGGCGAACUUGUCAGAAUUGCCAUCUCACCUCAUUAGUACAGUUGCCGAGCGUGUUAAAGUGAUUGAAGAUUUUAUUGCUUUUGGUGCUGUCUGCAUCUCAUGGCGAACUGCUGCCACUAAAGAUAAUUUUGAUGUAUACUCUCCACAAAUUCCAUUGCUUAUGCUAGCAGAUAAAGAUGAUGAUUAUCGAGAAUUUUACUCUCUUUCCAAAAACAAAAUUUCACGCAUAUUUCUCCCAGAAAUUAGAGGGCGAAGAUGUUUUCCAUCAGAGGGAGGUUGGAUGUUUACAGACUCAUGUACAGGAGAAUUUAACUUGUUUCAUCCAUUUUCCCGUACCCAGAUUCAACUUCCUUCACAAAACGCCCUAAAGGAGUCUUUACAGAAAGAUGCAGAAAUAACUCAUUACACAAUUGACAAAGCUGUCUUGUCUGUAAAUCCUUCUCAUACAUCAGAUUAUGUGCUCGUGAUUUCCGAUCUUACAUAUGGUAGAGGUGAUCUCGCCUUUUGGCGACCGGGAGACGUCAACUGGACUAAAAUUGUCAUGAGAAGAAAUGCUAGAUUCAACAGUCUCUUUCACUAUAAGGUCCAUCCAGAGCCAAGCCACUUUUGAUGGUGCUUUUGUUUUCCUUAUUGGUUACCACUCUGAUUAACAUGCUUGAGGAGUUCUAUCAGUUGAUUCAUUCUACUAAUCUUCCCGUCAUUGCUUCUCCUUUAUACUGAUAUUUCCAGUUCCCUCAACAUAGGUACUCUGCUCUAGUGCUUUCAUUGUAAUCUCCAGCCCAUAUACGUUAGAAAAUGUACUUUCCAUGUAAUGUUUAUAUUUUGUUAUUACCAGAUAUUUUCUCUUUUUCCAUUGCCUGAUUUUUUUUAAAAAAAUUGUCCAAGGAUUUCUCCCAUGGGCUUCCGAUGUUAUGUUUCUAAACAGUGAAUCCAUAAGUUGGACUAACUGGUAAGUGCACCAGUCAUUUCCUUUUCCAUAUUUACGUCUGAUCACUCUUUCCAAUAUGUCUUCUCUAGCUACCAUCUUUAAGUCUCUAAAGCCAUUUAAUUGGAGACUCUUAUUGUGUAGUCUCAAAUUCUUUACUUGGAGAAUUUCUUCUCUUUUGCUAUUCAUUGUUGUUUUCCAUAUCAUUAGGACCAAUAAAACCAAGUCCAUGACCUCACAAUUAUCCAUAUAACAACUAAGGUCCUGGCUAUUACUCAUCCUGUGAGGUCUGCCCCCGAAUUUCUUAUCAGGUUCAAGAAUGACAUUAAAAUCACCAGUGCUACAGCAAGGACCUGUGGCAACUUGAUGAACUCUUUCUAUAUCAGCCCAAAGAUCUUUCCUCUCAGCAGAUGUGCACUUAGCAUACACAGCAGUAGCAAAUACAUCACUGCUAAUAUUAGCAUGGUGCAUUUUGAUAAUAAUUUGUUGAUCUGAGUUGUCAAUUACAGAAGUCUGAUACUACCAGUCCACAACAGCCAUAUUUGUCCAUUAGAGUUAGCUAUACAGUGUUGAUAUCCAAGAUAUCUCAUGUGCAUAUGAAUAUUGUUCAUGCUCAGGAUUGGCUCUGAGAGGGCCACAAAAUCCACUUUGUAAUACUUGAUCGGCUUCUUAUUUCUGGGUAAAGCAUUUUUUGUUCUCACUCCCCUGAUGUUCCAGUAAAUGACACUAAAUAUAAAGGUUAUCGAGACUGUUUUUGUAUCCCUAGCCUUUGGCAGGGUUGUUA
Molecule: messenger RNA, 1845 nt
Organism: Solanum lycopersicum (tomato)
Lineage: Eukaryota; Viridiplantae; Streptophyta; Magnoliopsida; Solanales; Solanaceae
Source: RefSeq, a predicted model, not a curated record